GAAUUCCUGAGGUGUCCUUGCCGCUGAUCUCGACCCAAGUCUGCCCUCUUUCACGCGCCCUGCAAAAGGCACACCAGGAGCAGCAGGCGCUCUGUUGGCAGGGGUCCCGCAUCGUCUGACAAGAUGGGUCGCGUCAGGACGAAGACCGUCAAGAAGGCGUCCCGGGUUAUCAUUGAGAAGUACUAUGCCCGCAUGACGCUGGAUUUCCAGACAAACAAGAAGAUUGCGGAGGAGGUCGCUAUCAUCCCAUCAAAAAGGCUGCGCAACAAGAUCGCUGGAUUUGCCACGCAUCUGAUGAAGCGCAUCCAGCGGGGCCCGGUGCGCGGCAUCUCGCUGAAGCUGCAGGAGGAGGAGCGCGAGCGCCGCAUGGACUUUGUGCCCGAGGAGUCGGCGGUCAAGACCGACGUCAUCGAGGUUGACCGGGACACCAUGGACCUGCUGCGGUCGCUCAACCUGGCGGGCUUGCCGGGAGUCGUACAGCAGGCUACCCCGGCCCCCGGUGCGGGCGGGUUCGUGAAGCCUCCUUUCCAAGACCGCAACCAGGGCGGGCCCAGGAGAGCGUAAAAGUAAAGCGGAGUGCAACUUCUGACGUUGGAACCUUCGCCCUUUGUACCUUUCACUGUAACACUUCUUUCUUCCACCCUUGGAUCUGGCACUGAGCUUGUUGCUCAUCGCAACCGUAAGCGCUCAGCUCGAGGUCGACUCUGCGGAUCGGUUCAGGGCAGACGUCCAUCAUGUUAGCGAAGCUACUGUAAAGUUUCUGUGUGGGCGUGAGCUGGGCGGUGAUGGAUGCUUUCAGACGGCCUCUCAAUCGAGUCAGUGGUUGUCAUUGACUCCAGCCUGAGACACCACAUGUCAACCUGAGACACCAUGUCAGCCUGAGACACGGUGUUCAAUUGGAAUUGGAAUACACGGCU
Messenger RNA from Klebsormidium nitens, 917 nucleotides. Lineage: Eukaryota; Viridiplantae; Streptophyta; Klebsormidiophyceae; Klebsormidiales; Klebsormidiaceae. The record is from the annotation of a GenBank genome assembly.